GCUGCGGGGCUUUGCCGUCUCUCUGUCUCUCUCUGCCUCGCGCUGCUGCUGUCGGCGCGAGGCGGCCGCCGAGAGCGGAGCGGAGCGAGCGGCGCCGGCGCUGUGCAUGCUGGGCUCCGAUCAUGGUGGGCUCGCGCUAGCGGCAGGAAGGGCUCGAGCCAGUUUCCCCCCCGCCCCCGGCAGCCGCGCGCCUCCCGAUCGGCGAGUCCCGCCCGGGGAGAGAAGACACCGACCGGGAAGGGGGCUGGUACCGCCGGGCGCUCGCUCUGUCCCGCACCGCAGCGCCCCGGCACCGCUCGCCGGAGGAGGAAGGGGGGUUGCCCCGGGUGCCAGCCGCUGUGGGGGGACGGGAGCGGAGCGGACCGUGCCCCCCGCCGCUGCCCCCCGCGUGCCCAGCCCCGGGAGAUGGUGACACAUGAGGCGCGCUGGCAGGAGCAUGGUUGAAAGGACCAGCAAGUUCUUGCUGAUCGUGGCCGGCUCGGUGUGCUUCAUGCUCAUCCUGUACCAGUACGUGGGGCCGGGGCUGAGCCUGGGGGCGCCCAGCGGCCGCGCCCCGGCCGAGGAGCUGGACCUCUUCCCCACGCCGGACCCGCACUAUGUCAAGAAGUACUACUUCCCCGUGCGGGCGCUGGAGCGGGCGCUCGCCUUCGACAUGAAGGGCGAGGACGUGAUCGUCUUCCUGCACAUCCAGAAGACGGGCGGCACCACCUUCGGCCGCCACCUGGUGCAGAACGUGCGGCUCGAGGUGCCCUGCGACUGCCGGCCCGGGCAGAAGAAGUGCACCUGCUACCGGCCCAACCGCCGGGAGACCUGGCUCUUCUCGCGCUUCUCCACCGGCUGGAGCUGCGGGCUGCACGCCGACUGGACCGAGCUCACCAGCUGCGUGCCCGGCGUGCUGGACAAGAGGGAGAGCGCCGCGCUCAAAGCCCCCAGAAAAUUUUACUACAUCACGCUGCUGAGAGACCCUGUGUCCCGUUACCUCAGUGAAUGGAGGCACGUCCAACGAGGAGCUACCUGGAAAACUUCCUUGCAUAUGUGUGAUGGUCGGACACCAACCCCUGAAGAGCUGCCAUCAUGCUAUGAAGGCACAGACUGGUCAGGAUGCACGCUGCAGGAGUUCAUGGAUUGCCCGUAUAACUUGGCAAACAACCGCCAAGUGAGGAUGUUGGCUGACUUGAGCUUGGUGGGCUGCUACAACAUGUCUUUUAUCCCUGAGAACAAGCGAGCACAGAUCCUGCUAGAGAGCGCAAAGAAGAACCUUAGAGACAUGGCCUUUUUUGGCUUGACAGAGUUCCAGAGGAAGACUCAAUACCUGUUUGAGAGAACUUUUAAUCUGAAAUUCAUCAGGCCCUUCAUGCAGUACAACAGUACAAGGGCAGGCGGAGUGGAGGUGGAUAACAACACCAUACGGAGGAUUGAGGAGCUCAAUGACUUGGACAUGCAGCUCUAUGACUAUGCAAAGGACCUUUUCCAACAGCGCUACCAGUACAAGCGGCAGCUGGAGAGGAUGGAGCAAAGGAUAAAGAAUCGGGAAGAGAGGCUUCUUCACCGGUCCAACGAGGCACUUCCCAAGGAAGAGACAGAAGAGCAAGGACGCUUGCCCACUGAGGACUACAUGAGCCAUAUUAUAGAGAAGUGGUAGCCUAGGCAGACUUUUAUACUGAAUGGGAUUCUAGGGUUUCCUGUUAAAAGAUCAUGGAAAUAAAAAUACAAAACCA
Molecule: messenger RNA, 1718 nt
Organism: Mauremys reevesii (Reeves's turtle)
Lineage: Eukaryota; Metazoa; Chordata; Testudines; Geoemydidae
Gene: HS6ST1
Product: heparan sulfate 6-O-sulfotransferase 1
Exons: 2
Coding region: 416-1642 (408 amino acids)
Cellular component (GO): membrane
Molecular function (GO): heparan sulfate 6-sulfotransferase activity
Source: RefSeq, a predicted model, not a curated record